AUGUAUAAAAUUAUUUUGUGUGUGCUCUUUUUAAUGGUCCCUGGGAGCAUUGCUCAGGAUAACAUUGCUCAGGCUAACGCCACCGCUUCAAGUUCGAAUAUCAUUUGUGAAUUGUGCCAGGAUGCUCUUGAACUUCUCGCAACUCAGAUCAAUGUGCUCGAUCAUUUGACGGCUAAUGAUUUGGGAGGUUUGACUGAUGUGAGUUAACCUGAGCAAUCUAGGGCUUUAAUAUGAGCAAUGAAGGUUACAGAAUAUUUCUAUUAACCUGAGCAAUCGAAUAGCUAAAAUAGGUGAUCUUGCAGUUAAUCUGAGCAAUCCUAUAGAAGCCAAAAAAACCGCAAAAAUGAAAAAUGCGCUAAACAACAGGCAAGCCGUCAUUUAGCGGAGUGUCGUUGUGAAAAAUGCUUUUUUUUUUUGGAAAAUCGAUUUUUUAGUGAAAAUUGAUGGAAAAUUGGAAUUUUGGAGGGAAAUUUAAGAGUUUAAAAGAAAAUUGAUGAAAAUUCAGGUUUUUCUGUCUGAAAUUUGAAAAAAAUACGAUUUUUAGUGAAUUUUAAGCUGAAAAUUCCUUUUUUUCCCUAAAAAACACGAAAUUUCACUCGGAAAACGCGAAAAAAGAAAAAUGCGCUAAACAACAGGCAAGCCUUCAGCGGAGUGUCGUUGUGAAAAAUGCGCGUUUUUUUUUUUUUGAAAAAUCGAUUUUUGAGUGAAAAUUGAUGGAAAAAAUGGAAUUUUGGAGGGAAAUUUGUGAAAAUUCAGGUUUUUCUGGCUGAAAUUUGAGGAAAAAUACGAUUUUUAGUGAAUUUCAAGCUGAAAAUUCCUUCGGAAGCCUAGGGAAGCCUUGGGAAGCCUUGGGAAGCCUUCUGAAUCCCAAUUUUUCAGCGCCUCUGCUCUCUGGCUCCGCGUAAAAUCCCAAUCGUCGACACGUUGUGCACAGUUCUACGUGAUGAUCUGGUCGACGCCCUGAUUCGACUUGUGCGCGGUCUACAAAAACAGACGAGCCCCCAAGUGCUCUGCGGAUAUUUGAGCCAGUUUCGGGCCUGGCAUGUGACCAAAGCUCUGAAAGCUUCCAGGCAUUGCAACAUUCUAAAUGCUCCGGAAAAAAAUCUGGAGCAUCGUUAUUGA
This is a messenger RNA of Caenorhabditis angaria, 1122 nucleotides long. Lineage: Eukaryota; Metazoa; Nematoda; Chromadorea; Rhabditida; Rhabditidae. The record is from the annotation of a GenBank genome assembly.